Kwoniella botswanensis is the source of this 342-nucleotide messenger RNA. RefSeq lists its product as uncharacterized. The transcript has a single exon. Bases 1 to 342 code for a protein of 113 amino acids. The record is from RefSeq and is a predicted model, not a curated record. NCBI's taxonomy places the organism in Eukaryota, Fungi, Basidiomycota, Tremellomycetes, Tremellales, Cryptococcaceae.
AUGUCUAUCAUAACGGCUAAUAAUAACUGGUAUCACGGAGCAUCCGAAUUAUCGGCCUCUCGAAUCUCAAAUUUCCGGGAGAUUACCCAUUCACAAGGUGAUUAUUCCCAUUGGGCUUUCACCAAGAAGAGUGAACAAGAUCAAGGUCAGUCUACCGAGGUCGAAUGCAGUAUCAUCCCGAUCCGAGGACAAGAUAAACAAAGGCACUUUGUCGUAGUUGAGUCUAAUGAGGAAGUUCCGACUGUGUCGAAUUGUCCGGAUAAUAUCAUUGAGCUCAUCAGUGAGAAUGUACGUUCAGUUGUGGAUGCAAGCGAGAAUAUUGCCACCGCCACUCAGGCUUAG